CAAUCACAUGUAUUUCAACUGCAACACGCGUCUCGACACACAUUUACACCUAUGAGAGUCGCCAACUACCCCAACUGAUACGUCCCAAUGCCUGUUGCCGGGGCUCGAGCCCUGCUGUCGGCGCAAUCCUCAUGUUGUCGCCGACUGCCCCGCGCCGUCUCCGUUGCCGCUUCCGCUUCCGGCUCCCUAUCCCGUCGCCAGCAUGCCGGCCACCAGUCCCUGAGAGGUUUCCGUACCUCUGCCGCCUCCCUCAAAAACGACCCCGACUCGAACUCGAACCCUGCCGAUCAUAAGAAGCCCGAAGACGAAGAUAAAACAACACAUGACAAGCCAGCUUCUACCACGACCACCACUUCGUCUAGCCAGGAGGAAGCUUCUGCCGACAAGAAGGAUGCAGAAUCAAAGGCGGCCGCCGAUGCCUACAAGGAAGCUCUCACGCUCAAGGGAACCCGGGGACGUCAUCGGCCCGGCAGGAUGGGCGCCGUCAACAUCGAGAACAAUGUCGCCCCACAAGCCAGCAGCACCCCAAGCACGCCCUGGGUGAAGCUAGACCCAUGGUUCAUCGACCACAACGUGUCGCUGUACGAAGCGCGACCCAUCGGCGCACCCCAGACCUUGCUGUUCCCGCUCGAAGACGUCGACCGCGAGGCCGUGCUGGAGCUGCUGGAGAAGAAGUUCGCCAAGGUCCAGGUGACAGAGGAGGACGUCAAGAUGUGGACAAGCAUGUUGGACGAGUUGGUACGGCUGCCCGAGGAGGAGCGCGAAGCUGCCUUUGAGCAACUACCCGAGUCCUCUAGCCAGCUGCUUAAGAAAGCACAUGCGGCACACAGCACCGCGUUCCUACAGGCGCUGGCUAUCGUCCACCAGACGGGCGCGAACCCGGAGCAUAUCGAGUUGCUGCGCAAGCACCACUCUUCCAGGGAGGAUGACAUUGUUCGGUUGUUGUGGUGGUCGGAUAAGCCGCUGUCCGGAGAGGCCCAGCGCUGGCUGGCAAAUCUUCGAUGCGAAGCCCAACCUGGCUCUGGCGCGCUACACGGCAGCCCUUUGGCCAGCAGGCCGGAUCCCGAGUAUCCAGUCUGCAUGGAGCUUCUGGCCGCUAUACGUGCCGAGCUGGUCGCGGACGUGCCGCACGGUACUAAGCCGCCAGACUACCACCGGCUCACGACAGUUCUCUCGGUGGUGAACCGCAGGGGUCGUAGUGUCGCCAACCAUGUCAUUGAUGACAUUGCCACUGACCUCAAGGCGGACGUAAUACACCUGGAUGCGUUUAGCUUGGCCCGACUUCUGGGAACCCAGUUACAGCAGAACAUCCAUCACGCUCGGGGCUCGGUUUCCAUGUUGGGAUACGCCGCUUCCGAGAUGAACGGAAGACUGGUUAACCGGGAUGAUGCUGACUCGGAUGGCGAUGUGGGUGUCCUGCAUGUGUCGAUGCCGUCCAAGCUGCGGUCCCUCCUCAGCUCCGGCAAGGACUUUGGAAGCUCGCGUUCUGUCGACCCACGCUGGGAAGGACUCAAGAUACAAAAUACGCUCAAGGCGAUCGUGAGGGCGGCUGAUGCCAAGCGGUUUGCCCAGACGGGUACAUAUGAGAAGCGUGAUCUGAUCAUCCAUCUGCACGACUAUGUAGAACUCAGUGAACUGCAAGAAAGUUUGAUUACCAGGUUACGAGACAUUGUCCAUGACUGGCAUUUCGAGGAGGCGGCGCACGACGGAAAGAAGAUUGUGCUGGUAGGCUCUUCAUCUAGUGACAUGGACAAGUCGCAGCACUGGCGCAAUCAGCUGGUCGAGCUCGGCCGUGAGGGCCAUCACAUCAUCCCCUUCCACGCUUCCCCGUCUACCGAGUGGAUGGACAGGAAGGACAACCUCUACGACAACAUCAACAACAUCAAGAGCAUGCUGGAAGCAAGACUGCCCACCCCAGCCGCUAUUGACUUUGAUGCGCAAAUCAAGUUUGAAGAUGACCAGGUCCUUGUAGACGAAAGAUACACCGAUCUGUUCCAAACCUUGUCGAAACAUGUGUUUGACGCCCAAUGGGUGUACCGCUUAACCUCCCUCUUGCUGGGCAGUCGAUCACCGCCUCCCAAGAAGUACGGUCUCGGCCACCUCAAGUACGCACUCGCCUUCAUGAGCGAUCGCGACAACCACUGGAAGGGCAUCUACUCGGGCAUCCGUCCUCCUUACUUCUCCCCACUCUUCCGUCAAAAGGGUGGCGCAAGCAACAUAUUUGACCAACACAUGCCAGAGGGUGGCGACUCACCCACCUCGGGCUUUUCUUCCUCGUGGGCCAGCCAAAGCCAAACCGCCAGCGACAACAAGGACUACGACCAGCAUGAGAAGAAGCUUCUGGCCGGUCUCGUGAACGCCAAGGACAUCCACACCACCUUUGACGACAUCAUCGUCCCCGCCGAGACCAAAGAGUCUCUCAUCGGUCUCACCUCCCUCUCCCUCCAACGUCCCGACGCCUUUGCCUACGGCGUGCUCAAAACCGAGCGCAUCCCCGGCUGCCUGCUCUACGGGCCCCCCGGAACCGGCAAGACCUUAUUAGCAAAAGCAGUCGCCAAAGAAUCCGGCGCCAACAUGCUCGAGGUCUCCGCCGCCUCCAUCAACGACAUGUGGCUCGGCCAAUCCGAGAAGAACGUGCGCGCCCUCUUCUCCUUGGCCCGCAAGCUCUCGCCCAUGGUGAUCUUCCUCGACGAGGCCGACGCGCUCCUCGGCGCCCGCCACAACAACCCCGGCCGCACCGCCCACCGCGAAACCAUCACGCAGUUCUUGCGCGAGUGGGACGGCCUCUCCGACAUGCGCGCCUUCAUCAUGGUCGCCACCAACCGGCCCUUUGAUCUCGACGAGGCCGUGCUCCGUCGUCUUCCGCGGAAGAUCCUCGUCGACUUGCCGCUUGUAGCUGAGCGCGCCAAGAUUCUCAAAGUGAUGCUUCGCGAGGAACAACUUGCUCCCGACGUAGACUUGGACGCGCUAGCAAAGGAAACUGAUCUCUACUCUGGCUCGGACCUCAAGAACUUGUGUGUCUCGGCUGCGAUGGAGGCAGUAAGGGAGGAGUGUAGAGCCAAGGAAGCGCAUGAUGCGGCGGCGGCGCAUUCGGAGGAGAAGGAAAAGGAAGGCCGCCCCUCCGCCGCGUACGAGUUCCCGGAACGGAGAGUCCUGACGAGGAAACACUUUGAAAAGGGUAUGCGGGAGAUUAGUGCGAGUAUCAGCGAGGAUAUGGAGAGCUUGAAGGCCAUUCGCAAGUUUGAUGAGCAGUAUGGGGAUGCCGGGGGCAAGGCGGCGAGAAGGAAGGCAAGGAGGGGGAUUGGGUUUGAAGUGGCGGGUACGGGAAGGGGCGGAACGGAGGAGGCAAGGUAUACUUUCAAGUUGUUUUUUGGUGGAAAUGGUUCACCGGCAUAG
Molecule: messenger RNA, 3396 nt
Organism: Neurospora tetrasperma FGSC 2508
Lineage: Eukaryota; Fungi; Ascomycota; Sordariomycetes; Sordariales; Sordariaceae
Exons: 4
Coding region: 88-3396 (1102 amino acids)
Cellular component (GO): mitochondrial outer membrane
Molecular function (GO): ATP hydrolysis activity; ATP binding
Source: RefSeq, a predicted model, not a curated record